Messenger RNA from Rhipicephalus microplus (southern cattle tick), 1331 nucleotides. RefSeq lists its product as uncharacterized. Lineage: Eukaryota; Metazoa; Arthropoda; Arachnida; Ixodida; Ixodidae. The record is from RefSeq and is a predicted model, not a curated record.
CACACGAACGCAAGACGCAUGGUGUGCCAUGCAGCCAUCCAUGAUCACGGAAGCUUGUGUGGAUAUCACUCCCGCAGUAACGCGGGACAAAAAAGACCAUCUCAAGUUUGUGCUGCCUCCUUCCUUCGGUGGCUGGUGCGACCUCUUCCUGCAGAGAAAGCGGCCAAUCACCAGGAAGGUCCGGACGCACAUCAUCUCUGUGCUGUUCAAGGCUUGCUACAGGAUGACCCUAUAUCCAACAUCGAGGCUGUACAAAAAGGUACUUGACUCGCUGGUGGCAAAGUACCCCCACGUCAUUGAGGGAAGGUACAACAGGUGCCAUUGGUCGAUUGCCCUGAGAAGCAGGUUCAAAACCGCACGCAAGAAGCUUGUGGCCGCCUGCUGCUGUAGUCAAAGCACGAAGAACGCUGGGACUCGAGACAGAGCUGGUCCCUGAUGACGACGAGCAUGCCUACGCCCAUACAGAGCUAGCGCUUGCCAGUCAAGAGCCACCAUUGAAUUCAUCAGGUGAUUUGUCCGGGUGUAAGGACCCUCCAGUCCAGGCGGAAGAACUCAACGAGUCUAAAAGCACGUCUACUCACAAGGCCGAAAAUUCCAGCGAUUCGGGAGCCACGCCUUCAAACUCCGUACAGUUCUGCGUUGUGUCAGAACCAAUGGAAUGUGUGUGGAAGAGUGAACAGUUGGAAGACGUGGAAUGGGUGGAUUAUCCGGACUAUUCUGAUGCUGUUCUGGAAGACUUCACCGUGUCUGACCCGCUUGGAAUGUGCACUGAUCAAAAAGCUUCCGAGGCACUGAUGGCACAGCAGGGGAGUCUGGGUUCUCCAGAUGAUGAAAGGGACAGCUGUGACGAACCAGUGGAGGAAGUCAGCCCUCAAGAGGAUGAGCCAAGCUCAAAGCCAGAGCAGCGAGGAGAGGUGUCUUUGAAUCGACUUGACCCCAUUGUGGUUUCGCCAAGCUCGAAGUCUACAGAACAAACAGACGAUCCUAUGGACGACCUUGACCACGCGGUUCCUGCACCAAGCUCGAAGCUCGAGCAGCAAGUGGAGGUGCCUCUGGAGGAACCUGAGCAUGUGGUUCUUGUGCCAGAUUCAAAGCCUGCAGAACAAGCAGAGGUGUUUUUGCAGGAACCUGACCCCGUGGUUCUUGUGCCAAGUCCAAAGCCCAUGGAACAAGUGGAAGAAGAUCUACAGGAAGCUGAGCAUGUGGAAUUUGAGCUGCCUUCAUUUGGCGUUUUUGAUGAGUUGCUCUGCAUGAAAGUGCCGGUCAGCUCUACGAUGCAGCAGCACAUUGUCUUUAGCCUCUUCAAUGCACUCUCCAAGAAAACUUUGUAA